AAGGGGGAACACCAGACAGAGACUAAGCUGGGCCAAAAAGCAACAGAGACUAAAGAGAUGACCAAAAAACAGAUGGGCGUGGAAGGUGAGGUGAAGAGGCAGGAGAAGGAGAGAAAAGAGGCAAGAAAGGAGAAGGAGGUGAGGGAGCGAAUGAAGAGGCAACGGGAGAGGGACCGAAGGGGCUGGGAGAAGGAGGAGAGAGCCAAGAGGGAGUGGGCUGAGAAAUCCAGGAGGGAGAGGAGGGAGGAGGAAAGAAGGGAGUGGGAGAGGAAGGAAAGGGAGAGAAGGGAGAGGAAGAGGGCCCACGGCAACGGUCUAUCGGGGUCGAGGUUGUCCUCCAGGUCGGAGGGAUCCAGGCAAAGCUACGGGAGGGACGAGCGCCACAGUAUGGAGGCUGACGCCAACGCGGAGGAGGAGCUGGACGAGUUCCCGUUCGACAUGAGUGACUUUGUCACGGUGGACGAAGUCGGAGACGUGGCCGAGCUUCCACUCAAAAGAUCAGAAGAAGGGGAGACCCCGCCCACAUGUGUCCCACAGGACACUCCACAGGUAGCUUCACCGUGGCUGUGCACACAGAGCUUAUCAUGUAUGAUUACGGACGUUUCAGCCGAUGCUCUUCUCCUGUUACCCACUGGUGUUUUUAUACUCGCUGAAGUCCAACCUGUCACUCGGGGCGGUUCAUGUAACUUUGAAAUGAUAGAAAUACCCAGAAUAUGUUUUACUCCUCUGCUGUAAAGGCUGAUGCUUCCACCCUGCCAGGCAGCGGCACGGACACCUGACUGUGAAUGCAGUGACCUGAGAACGAGCUUCAGGAGCUUCCAAUAGACACCACGGGUGUUUCUACUAGGAGGGAGACCGCUAACACCGCCAUUAUUUCUUUAUUUAUGCGUCUGUUUGGUUUCUUGUGACCACAGACCUUCCUGGUUUUAGCUGUGCACACGCUGGUCUCCAUCACUCUGUCCAUGUCUACACUUCAAGUCUCCUCCUCUUCAUGACUCCACUGCUUCGUCUGCACCCACAGACAUCCGAGAGUGGAUGCUGCAGGCUUGUGGUCAAAACAAAGAUCCUGUGUUUCAGUUCUUUAGUCAAACUGAAACUAAAUCUAAGCUCAAAGAAGACUUUACAAGCCUGAUAUGAAGCUGGAGGAAGGGCUGCUACAAAUCUGGGAGUUAUUAAGCAGGCUUUCGGUCAGUAAUUGCAAUCUUAGUGACUUUUUAAUUAUUCAUACAUAUUUGAUAAGAAGAAAUCGAAAAGAUGUGUUGGGGAGACGAAGUCUUAGAACAACAGUGUUGUG
Neolamprologus brichardi is the source of this 1294-nucleotide messenger RNA. Lineage: Eukaryota; Metazoa; Chordata; Actinopteri; Cichliformes; Cichlidae. The record is from RefSeq and is a predicted model, not a curated record.